This is a messenger RNA of Fusarium proliferatum ET1, 567 nucleotides long. RefSeq lists its product as uncharacterized. Gene Ontology annotation, molecular function: ubiquitin protein ligase activity; metal ion binding. The coding region runs from base 1 to 567 and encodes 188 amino acids. NCBI's taxonomy places the organism in Eukaryota, Fungi, Ascomycota, Sordariomycetes, Hypocreales, Nectriaceae. The record is from RefSeq and is a predicted model, not a curated record. Gene Ontology annotation, biological process: protein polyubiquitination; ubiquitin-dependent protein catabolic process. The transcript has 2 exons.
AUGCCACCCCACCAACAGCAAAUGCCUCGGCGCAACACCAACCUUUUGAUUCACGACAUAUUCAGCGCUGGCGAACACACAACGCUUCCCUGGGAAGCAAUCUCCCAACCAGCUGAUGUCGAAUGGCCUGUGGAGUGUCUUGUGUCUCGUGAGGCAAAGCGCCACAACAUAACACAACAAGAAGUAAACAAUCUUGUAGACUUUGGCAGCCUUGAAUACACGGGCGAUAUCAAGGAUCGCCUGGUCUGUCCCAUAUGUAUUGGCAUUUUUGUAACUCCGGUGGUCACACCCUGCGGACAUCUAUUCUGCCUGGAGUGUAUACAGAGGCAUCACAGGACAUGCCAGUGCUGUCCCCUGGAUAGAAGGAGGAUUCAGGUAAGCAGAACACGGCUUGCCAGGGGAGUUAUGGAUGCGAUUGGAGGCUUGCUUGUACGGUGUCCCAACUCCAAGGCUGGAUGUACUCGUGAGAUGAGGCGGGAUUGCAUAAUUGAGCAUCUGCUAAACAGUUGCUAUCGGGCUACGAUAUCGCAAACAAGUACGUCACAGAUAAAUUCAGAUAUUGUAUGA